UGUUAUGGUUAACUUUUGUUCCGUAAAUAUAAUUAAAUGGAUUUGUUAAAAUAGAUAGAUUUGCUUCUAUAUAUUUUUACAUUUAUAUAAAUGCAUGUACAAUAUUUUUACAUUUGAAUACACAAUAAUCAAAUGUAAAAACAGUUAUUUAACAAUAUAUUCUGGAGUAGUUACAUUUAUAGAGUGUUACAGUUACAACCGGCUGUUUGAUGGCAGCCAUGAUGCUGAUGUGGCCAACGGUGAAAAUGAGUGUGACACCCCUGUUCUAUGGUGGAGAACUCAAAAUACUUCCAUGUACUGCUUCUCAGCAGUUUUUUCCUUUCAUGAUUCGCUAGGUUUACCGAUAUAACAUGCUGUUAGUACACUUUUAGAACGCACUCCAUUAGGUGAACUACUUUUAAACGGUGUGUCGCAUUUACAGAUUGGAUAUUUUGCAUUUGAAAAGGUCAUUACAGUUUAAAUAUUUCAUGAUUCAACAAAAAGUACACAUCUUGACUAAAUAAUGUCAAAUAGUACGUUGCAUAUGGAGUGAUUCGAUUACUAUUUACUAUGGCUGUGAAACGAGUAAAAUUUUUAAUCAGGUUAAUCACAGGUUUCUGUGGAUUAAUCACAUACCUGCAAACUCAUGAGGGGUGAAAAAGGUGACAACGGGGGGGGGGGGGGGGGGUGCAGGUGACUUUUUGUUUUUGUCACCACACCACAUCCACGUUGUUUGAAGCCUCAAAGCUUUUAGAACCACAACUACAGUCAUUUUAUUGUUCUGACCACAAAUCUAAAUAAUGAUAAUAAACAGUUUAAGAACAAAAGGUUCUCCGCUCUGACUCAACCUUUAAUGAUAGUAAUAACAAAUAUACAUUGUCAUUAUAUAUAUUAUAUAUAUAUAUGGUUAAAGUCAUUCAUGAACCAACUUCCUUUUUUUUUGCCUGAACAGUCCUCAUGGACUUCUCCCUGAAUCUGUUCUGUCUCUACCCGUUUGUCACGAUACUCAUAUUAUAACUUCUAUACAUAUUACAUACCUGCCAUAAAUAUCAUGAUACCCGAUACCAGAAUUCAAUACACCAUACAAACAAUAUGGUACCAUAAUUACGAGACUGGUAUAUUUAUCUAUAAUAGUAAUAAAUAAAACAUCUGUAUGGUUCACUUUUUACCAACUUUUUCAACACUUAACAAAUUACAGUAAUAUGAGUAUUAAUACAGCCAGAUAUGAAUGAAACUACAUGGUUCCAUCAUAGCAUUGAUUAUACACUAUGAGGCCGUUAGUCUCUGACCAGAUGAUACACAGUUCAUCAGGAUGAGCAGCUGGAGAGUUACAGAACUUUACAGACUGAAACAUUUCACUUCUGGCAUCUUUUUAUUUUUUAAGCCGAAGUCUCUAAAGCUCCGCCUCUUCUCUCGCUGUGAGCUGCGCAGCGCAGUGUGCGCAGACAGCUCGACACGGAGCAGCGAGUGCGCUCUGAUCGCUCUCUUAAUGAAGUAUUGAUACUAAAAAUAUGCUAAAUCACAUCGUGUUUAACGUACGGGUACUUUGUUAGCAUCGCUACACCGUGCAGCGUGACAGGAGUAGAUGUAGCGGGCUAACAUUCAAGCUAACCUGAACCCCCAAAUGCUGUGGACAUCUGAACGCUGAUUGGCCGAGACGCGACACGUCCCAUCAAAGAUGUUUUAUUGCGAAGAGCAACACUUCACACUUUUCUCCGCGUCUCACUGCAAUCUCAACGGCAGCGGGCCAGGUGACCCCCCCCCAAAAAAACAAAAACUCUUCGGAUCUCCACGAUUCACGUGGAUGACCUAUUUUGAGUUCAAAACGGUGAAUUUCACCGAAAGGUGACAAGUUUGCAGCUGGUUGUGUUUCUGCAGGACCAAGUUAAUGAUGUCACAGAUGACAGAGAUUUUCCUUUGAGAGAAACCCCACUGGAGGAACUGCUGCUUGAUGGGUCAAGCACUGUGGAGGCUGCCUCCUAGACAACAGCAGCAGCUUCAGGAAGAGCUUGCAGACCGACUAGCUGACCGAGGAGGAGGAAGACGACAAGAGCAAGGGAGAGAUGAAGGUCCCCAGAAAAGAGCUCCUCCGCCAUGCUAUGGCCCCGACAUCUAUCAUCUGCUGAGAACACGCAUGGGAGGUAAGGAACACCAUGGCUUUAUAGAUUUAGAGAUGUUGCCACACGAAUUAGGCGUCACCAUCCUGUCGUACCUGAAUGCCACUGACCUGUGCCUGGCUGGCUGUGUGUGGCAGGACCUGGGACACGACGAAUAUCUAUGGCAGGGGCUGUGUAAGUCCACAUGGGGACACUGCUCCAUCUACAACAGAAGGCUACCUGCUGGUUUCUCAUACAGAAGACUCUAUUUACAACUAGAUGAAGGCUGCCUGACAUUCAAUGCUAACGCACAGGAGGGCAUCAGUUAUUUCAUGUCUAAAGGUAUAAUGAUGGAUCAUCCAAAAGAGCUGGCUAAGUUCAUUUUCUACACCAGACGGCUCCACUGGAAGAUGCUGAGGGUUUACUUGGAUGAGAGGAGGGACGUCCUGGACGAGUUGGUGACCCUCCAUAAUUUUAGUAACCAGUUCCUCCCCAAUGCUCUGCGGGACUUCUUCAGACACAUUCACGCACCAGAGGAGAGAGGAGAGUAUCUAGAGACCCUCAUCACCAAGUUCAGCCACAGGUUUUGUACCUGUAACCCUGGCCUUGUCCGAGAUCUGAGCCUCAGUCCUGAUGCGGUCUAUGUGUUGUGCUACAGUCUGAUCCUGCUCUCCAUCGACCUGACAAGCCCCCAUGUCAAAAACAAAAUGUCAAAGAGGGAGUUUAUCAGGAACACUCGGCGAGCGGCACAUAAUGUCUCGGAUGACUUUGUAGGCCACCUCUAUGACAAUAUUUACCUGAUUGGCCACGUGGCCGCGUAGCUCUACCUACCAGAUGUCCAGUCGAGAUCCUUUACACUGCACUGAAGAAUAGGACCCGGUGAUUGGGAUGCUAUCCAUAAAAAGUAUGGAACAUUGUGGGAAUUGAUUUUAACAAUUUUCAUGACGACCAAUAAGUCUUACGAGAAAGGCAAGACCAAUGCACCACUGCACUGUGAGAGAGACAGCGCUACCAUUUAUUAGUAACGUUUUUCAUUUGAAUCGAAGGUGUGAAACAUCUGGAAUGUCUUUCAAACCGUACCACUGCAAAGAAGGUUUUUAAAGUGGAACCAUGAAGAUGGGCUCUGAUACUGAGCUGAAGGAUGGUGACUACUGAUUGGUGGAGGGAGGAUGAGGAGCACAGCCCUUAUAGCCUGUCACAGAUCCCGGGACAGUCCUGCUGUUUUCCUAAUGGACAGUCGCUUCACGUUCACCAGUGGGAAAAGUGUCACACAGGAUGCUAAUACCACUCACUAAUAUCUCUAGUAGCAUUUACCAGUGGAAGUAACAUUGGAGCUGCAAACCAAAUGACCAUGAGUGGGAACAACCAGAAUGUCUAAGUGUCAAGAUUCAACUGGAUCUGGUUUUCUGUGGCUCACACUAAAUGUGUUUUUGUUUUGUUUUGAACAAGACAACUGCGCUUUCAUGCAAGCACGGUCUUAUUCCUAUCCUUAAUCUUACUUUUUUCCUUUUGAUGUCUGCUUGUAUAUGUUUCACGUCAUCAAACUGCACAAAGACUUUACACUUUUUUUGUCUCCAAGCACUAUGCACGUUAGAUAAUUGUUCAGCUCAGCAGUACCAGCAUACAAUGACAGACCACAGGACACACUCGGGUCUAUUCAGCGAGGCCUGUUGUUUAUUGCAUGGCUGCAGGGAUCAGGCUUUAUCCGAAGCCAUCUACAGCACAGUGCUGUGGACCUGCAGCUUAUGGUUAAGCUCUGCAAGGUUGGGUGUUGGUAGACCAAUUAUCCUGGCGCGGUUUUGGGUAUGUGUGCGAGUUCAUUUGAUUCUAUUUAAUUUCUGUCAUGUUAAAACUCCACAUUCAGAUGAAGACAUUUAUGAUUCUUAAGUCAGAUGAGCAUUUUCUUCCGCUCUUAAGUAACACUAUCUGGCCAUGGUUCAAAGGACGGGUCCAUUUCUGAAUUUUGAGGAGAAACUCCCAAGUAUGAGACAUUUUUAAUUAUUUAACAUUCAAAUCUUUAAAAAAUAAUUAAUUAAAAUGGAUGUUUUUUUAUAAUAAAUCUGAUCUUCGCACAUGCAGACCAAAAGCAAAGUGACAAACACAUGUAGUAUUUUCAGUGUAGUGGGAACCGACUAGCUAAGUGUGAGCUUUUGUUCAUAUUAUGAUUGAAAUUGAAUGUAUGAAAGUGGUUACUCCCCGCUUUGCUUUUAGAGGUGACAUGCUUCUUGUGCAGCAGAUCACAGCAGCUGCUUUAUGAGGGUGGUAGAUACUGUAGUCUUCGGGAAGUCAGGAUAUGUGAUGGACCCGGCUCUAAUUCUGGCAUCAUGAUCAAGGAAAUGGAUGAAGUCAAGUGGAGAGAAAGACAAAGUUAAGUGAAGUAAAUCAUUCUUAUGCUUGAAUUGUCACAGAAGGACACUACAUCUGGCUGAAGUUUGUGCAGGAAAUCGUAUGAGGUUCAUGAAGUUCUUGUGUUUUCAGAAUAAUCCUGCUAUAAUUUAACUUUUUUGCACAAUACAUGCAUAUUUAUCCCCCAAUUACCACAUCUUUCCACAGCGAUACAGCUAUUGCUGCCAUGACAUAAUGGCACAAUCCAUCAUUGUAAUUUAGACAAGUAGUUUUCUAAUGACUGUAACACACCACAACCACUUGCUGUCAAAAGAAGUGUGGUUCCAUCAGAAUUUAGAAAAUAUUGUCAUUUAACACUAUAGUAGUGUGGUAACGGGAUAUGCACAUGUAUAUGUGAAAUGGUGGAUUGCAUCUGAAUGUAGCAUACUAGUCGCUCUGUGGCAGUGUCUGUGAGUCCCAGCAGCUCGCAUGUAGCCGCAGCAGUGAGGUGUCACUGAAUGGAACCAACAGGAUGACAACAUGAAGCAGCUUUUUUCAUCAAGAAAACUAGUUUCAAUACCAACCAACAUUUUAGUAUUAGUAUUAUUAUUUGUUUGCUAAGUACAUUCUUUAUUAUAUGAGCCUCUUUAUUGGAUUGGCAGAACUCGCAAUAUAGUUUAAAAAAAAUACUUUAUUGCUGAUGACGUUCUCUGAUUUAGAGCUAUAACCUCAAUGUUUUCUUUAAAUUAUGAAGGAAAUCCACUUCCUGUAUGUGUUUUUCUUUUCUUUGUUACAAGAAGACAUUAUGAAUGACAACAUGUACUGAAAAAUUAUUCCAAUUAUCUAACUCAUUAAAUCUGGGUUUUAUUUUACUGACAUGUUUCAACCACGUGCAGUUCUACAGCUCAAGGUUCAAAAUGGUAGAAAUAUAGUUCGUUUUUACACAUUAAUCAUUCACCACUGAUUUUAUCACUGAGUGAUAUAUCUGGCUCUUCUUAUUUACUGGAUGAUGGUGAUGGCUCCCAGUAAAGCUUAACAAAUCAAAUGGAUGGAGAGGAAAGUGAUUACAGACGUUUCAAGAGUCUCUGCUUUCUAUAGUUGAAAUGAAACAAAGGAAUAAAUCAGGUUUCUAAACUGA
This is a messenger RNA of Pseudoliparis swirei, 5538 nucleotides long. It is a transcript of the gene fbxo8, whose product is annotated as F-box protein 8. Bases 1931 to 2896 code for a protein of 321 amino acids. Gene Ontology annotation, biological process: regulation of ARF protein signal transduction. The record is from RefSeq and is a predicted model, not a curated record. NCBI's taxonomy places the organism in Eukaryota, Metazoa, Chordata, Actinopteri, Perciformes, Liparidae. Gene Ontology annotation, molecular function: protein binding; guanyl-nucleotide exchange factor activity. The transcript has 9 exons.